Molecule: messenger RNA, 1878 nt
Organism: Synchytrium microbalum
Lineage: Eukaryota; Fungi; Chytridiomycota; Chytridiomycetes; Synchytriales; Synchytriaceae
Exons: 8
Coding region: 1-1878 (625 amino acids)
Biological process (GO): ubiquitin-dependent protein catabolic process; protein ubiquitination; mRNA processing
Cellular component (GO): nucleus
Molecular function (GO): nucleic acid binding; zinc ion binding; ubiquitin protein ligase activity
Source: RefSeq, a predicted model, not a curated record
AUGUCUACGGUUUUCUACAAGUUCAAGGCCGCCAAAGAGUAUGAUACCGCUACAUUUGAUGGACUCGGAAUCACCGUAUUCGAGCUAAAGAGAGAGAUCAUGCUCACUAAAAAGUUGGGAAAGGGUGAUCAAUUUGAUUUGGCUCUAUUUAAUGCUCAGACAAAUGAAGAAUAUGCAGACGAUGCUGCAGUCAUUCCAAGAAACACCUCCAUUCUAGUAUCUCGCCAACCAGCUAUGAAACCAGGUCGUGGAACUGCUCAACGUUAUGUUUCCAAUGCUGGUCCAAUAUCUGGUUCUGGUUAUGGACGUCCUCGACCUUCUUAUGGUGGUGGUUACCACGCCAGGCCACAUCACCAAGGUGGUGCUGGUGCUAGUAGUGCACCUCCUCAAGAACCAGCCGUAGCAAAGUCACUAGACGAGAUGACUGAACAAGAGCGAACUGAAGCCAUGUUUAAACAGUCAGGAGAAGCAUGGAUUGAAGAGAUGGAACGAAUGGAACAAGUACGACCAGUUGGACGACCAGCAGGACGUGGUGGGUUCCGACCUCAUAUGGAUUCAAUGAUGCAGGGUGAACCACCUGCAGGUUACAUUUGUUAUCGGUGUGGUCAAAAAGGGCACUGGAUUUCUGCCUGUCCAACUCGAGAAGACAAGGAAUAUGAUCGGCCUAGGCUAAAGAGAACAACUGGUAUACCAAGAAUCUUUCUACAAACAGUUGAAAAGCGUAGUGGGGAUGGUGGAGUCAUGGUCACCCAAAACGGUGAAUUUGUGGUAGCAAGACCUAAUGAGCAAGAAUGGCAAAAGAAUGUCUCGAGAACUAAAAACUAUCUUGGGCUGGGUGACAUUUAUGACAUGGCUCCCAUAUUAGAGCACCUCAAGUGUCCUAUUUGUCAAAAACUGUUGCGUGAUGCAGUAGAUGCUCCAUGUUGCGGAAAACACUUUUGUGAUGACUGCAUACGAACCUCCCUCCUUGAAAAUCCAAACCCAAUAAUGCACUACCGAUGUCCUGAAUGUAACAAGGACUUGUUUCCUGGUGAUUUGGUGGAAAAUCCAACACUACGAGCUCAAGUUGAACGACAUUUACGUGCUUUUGCUGCCACACAACGAGCUGGAUCUCCGUCAGUAGCUGUAUCAGCACCUGAAACAACCGUCCCUGCACCAGCAGUGACUAAUAUCGACAUGACUCCUAUAUUUAUACCUGAUCAAGCAACCAUAAUCGCCGGUGCUCAAGCUACUGCGAGUGCGACGUCAGCACCUCCUCCACCUGGUGUUUUAUUGCCUCUAGCAUCCAAACGGGAACGAGCAUACAAGAUUGUUGAGCCUUCGGCAGCUCCAAAACAGGUAGUGGAAUAUGCUCCUGGUACUGCUCAAACGUCUCAGAGUGGAGAAGAAAAAGAAGAAGGGGAAGCUAGUCGUGAAAGCACACCAACUACAUUCGCUCGACUACCAGCUUCUGGAUUGCCAUAUUCACAACCACCAUAUCGAUACGCUGCACCUCCACCUCCCGCUGCAGUAGUACCACAACAGUAUGGUCGACCCUACUAUGGAGUACCACAACAGCAACCGCUCAGCAAUUAUCCACCUGGUGUUUAUAAUCGACCACAAUAUGGCCAACCUCAAAUGUAUCGUCCUCAACCUGUAUAUGGUCAACCGCCUCCAAUGGCAUAUCCUCCGCAACAACAAAUGGCAUAUGCUCAACAGCCACCAUAUUCGCAACGCCCUAAUUAUCCAGUUGGCGGAGCACCACCACAAUUGAUGGCUGGUCCUUUAGGUCCGGACGGUAGACCAUUGUUUUUGAGAGCUGCUCCAGAGCUGGAGGACGAUUGGGAGAGGCAAAUGAGACGGAAGCGGCCUAGGAUGGAUGAGUACAGACCAAUGUAA